AUGUCAUUACAACAUACUGAAAAAAGUACAGCUGAAGAAGACUCUGAUAUUAUUGAAUUCUUGAAUCGGAAAUUAGCAAAUCUUUCUGUAACGUCAGAAAGCACGAAUACUUCAGGAAAUGAUGGCUUACCUAUUUGUGAAGCAUCUGAAUUGUUGCCAAAAUUUUCACAAGCAAUUUAUAAUGCGCUUCACUCAUCGGUUCAUUCUCUUCGUCUUGCUGCAGUUGUGAGACUUCGAAAAUAUCUUUCACUACAGAAUGUUGAUGAAAGAGUUGAUAAUGUCAUUUCAUUGAAUAUAUUACCAUUACUGAUAGAUUUUUUAGAAGAUUACAGUGAUAAUUUAUUACAGUAUGAAACGGCUUGGAUUAUUACAAAUAUAGCUGCUGGAUCUUCUCAACACACUCAAACUUUAGUUGCAGGUGAUAUCACACAACAUCUUCUUAAAGUAUUGUCAACGACAGAUAAUAUUGAAGUACAAACGCAGAUCAUAUGGGCUUUGGGAAACAUUGCUGGCGAUGGUGCUGUUUUUAGAGAUAUCAUAUUAUCGGCCGGAGUACUCGAUCCUUUACUUUAUAUAUUGUCAAAUUAUGAUCAAUAUGAUUAUAUGGCUGUAAGAAUUACAGUUUGGGCUACUGCAAAUAUGUGUCGUGGAUGUCGUUGCACGGAUCCCUCAUGGUCAUUGAUUACACCGGCAUUUUCAAUUUUAGCAAACAUGGUACAAUUAGAUGACGCAGAAAUUAUUUCAGAUGCCUGUUGGGGAUUAUCCAGAAUUUUGAAUGGAACUCAUCGGCAUAGAGAGCAUGCCCUAGUAAGUGAUAGUAUAUUAUGUCGUCGUUUAGUUGAAAUACUAAGUGAGGAUGGAUUAAGCUCUUCUGUGCAUUUACCUGUUUUACGUACCUUGGUUAAUAUUGCAUCUGGCGCAGAAAAGCAAACUCAAGCAGUCAUAGAUGCAGGAGCAUUGACUGUUCUAACUAACACAUUUUUAAAUAAUAAGAAUAUAACAUUAAGACGUGAUGCGUGCCUUGCAGUCUCUAAUGUUGCUGCGGAAUCAGUUCUUACUGAACCAAAUUUGAUGAAUAGUAUUGUUACACUGCUUUGGGAUAGCGAUAUGAAAGUUGUGAAAGAAGCAUGUUGGGUACUUAGCAACUCUACAAGUUUACAUGAUUCUGGUCAUGUCAACGUUAUUUUACAACAUGAUAUCCUUACACCACUUUUACAUCAUUUACGUGAAAUAUCCACACCUCAAGAAAUAUUAAACAAACUGGUAGAUACAUUGAUCAAUAUAUUAUCUGUUGGGGACAUUUCCAGCUCAUCACCGCCACCACCUGCACAGAAUCGAUAUGCUGAACGAUUGGCCGAAUUUGGAAUAGUCGAAGCACUUAUGAUCGCAUGGAAUCAACCAUCGUUACAUGAAAUGGUCAAAGAAAAAGUUCGUGGAUUGUUGGAAAGAUGGUUUUAUAAUUAUUUGAAUAGAGGUAGUGAGAAGGGAAAAGAAGCUGAGGAUGAAACAAUAGAUAUGACAUCUAUUGAAGAGCGAGUUAAACGAUUAACAAUCAUGGAAGGUGUUGAUGUAUUUUAA
Entrophospora candida is the source of this 1578-nucleotide messenger RNA. The record is from the annotation of a GenBank genome assembly. Lineage: Eukaryota; Fungi; Glomeromycota; Glomeromycetes; Entrophosporales; Entrophosporaceae.